Ruditapes philippinarum (Manila clam) is the source of this 1269-nucleotide messenger RNA. Its product is annotated as protein mono-ADP-ribosyltransferase PARP12-like. The record is from RefSeq and is a predicted model, not a curated record. The transcript has 8 exons. The coding region runs from base 1 to 1269 and encodes 422 amino acids. Lineage: Eukaryota; Metazoa; Mollusca; Bivalvia; Venerida; Veneridae. Gene Ontology annotation, molecular function: metal ion binding; NAD+ poly-ADP-ribosyltransferase activity.
AUGUCAUCAGGUUUUGAUUGUACAGAUAAGAUAUGCCAGUAUCAUUUGCGUGGGAGAUGUAGUUGGGGCAUCACUUGUCAGAAUGUACAUUGUGAUUUGCCGUAUCAGUGGAGAUGGAGAGAAAGCUGGUCAAACAGAUGGACAGCUUUUGGAGAGAAUGAAAAUGAACGAAUAGAACAGGCGUUUUGUGAUCCAGCAACUGAAAAGUACAUAGCAUCUAAUGGAAUGACCAUAUAUUUUAAAAGCAUGAGUGAUAGUGAUUAUGAAGGAAGAUGUUUUAAAAUAGAAAGAUUAUCAACACCGUCAUCGGUAAACCAUGGCAACCAAACAUGGAGAACAAAAUGGUUGUGGUAUUGGAAAAACCCCGAAGGCAGAUGGAGAAAGUAUGGACAUUCGGAUAAGUAUGAAGGAAAUGCAGCUAAAAUAAAAAGCAAUGAGUUAGAAGCAGCUUUUGUUGCCGACCCAACUGGUGGAGCAAACUUUAGGACAACAGGGAAAUGUUCAUAUGGCUAUAUCGUCUCAUUUCGCAGUAUGACACAGCGCAAUACUGAAUAUGAUACCAUAAGGAAAAUGCGCAGACGGCCCAAAUUCAUCAACAAACUCGAUUUUGAAUUGAACCAUCUGAGAUACGUACACAAUUCAGGCAGUGGAAUGAGUAAAACAAUAAUGGCACCGGAAAACUGGAUGAUACCAGUUUGGAAAGAGCUUUCGGAUCAUAUUUUAAUUGUACCGCUGAAUAAAUCAGAUUCAGAAUACAAAGAAAUAGAAAAUGUCUUCCUCAAAACUCUGUGGAAAGUUCGUAUUAAAUCAAUAGAAAGGAUUGAAAAUGGUGAUUUGUGGGAAAAUUACAUGAUGAAGAGAUCGAAAAUGUUGAAACAGAAAAAAGACAUUGGAGAAACAAGAGUGUUUCACGGUACAAAGAACAAUAAUAUAUCUGCCAUCUGUAAGCAAGGGUUUGACUUCAGACUCAAUGGUCAAGCAACAGGUACAAUAUACGGAAAAGGUUGUUAUUUUGCGACUAAUUCAAGCUACUCUGAUAGCUAUGCAGAGCGUGGUAAAGACAAAUCAAUGUUUGUUGCAAAAAUUCUGCCAGGAGAAUACGUAUGCGGAGAACAUAAUUACAGUCGCCCUCCACCUAAAGACAAAUCAGAUAGAGCCAGCGAUCUAUACGAUUCAUGUGUAGAUGACGACCAGAAUCCAACGAUCUUCGUGAUAUUUGACAACAACCAGAUGUAUCCAGAAUAUAUGAUUCGAUACAAACGCAAGUAG